AUGGCUCAAUUUGAUACGAUAUCUUCUAUCGACUUGAGUGGGAGUCCUGGAUAUAUGUACCCAGUACAUUUCGGUGGCCUAGCAAGGAGACACUCGAACCGUAUCACUAAGAUCCCCAGCGCUGGAAACAGCCCCCGAAACUGUGUGAGAGGAGAUAUAAUGCCCAAGAGUGGAUCGCAUCGUCGCUUUUCCACCCAAAGUGACAAGCUAGCGGCAAGCUUUUAUGCUGCUCUCCAGAAGGCAACUGCAUCACGUCUCGAUCUAGCACCCAUGCCGAGCUAUCAACUUGCUCUCCCUUUGGCAAUACCUCCGACGACAAAGGAGGAUGUUUCAGCAAAUGCCCAAGUUACGGCUGCAUCCGACAGCUUCAUGGACUGGGGAUUUGCUGAGAUGUCAGCUCUUGCCAACAAUCAAGCCCAAUUCGAAACGAUUUCUACCCAGUCACCGUUUGACGGUUAUUUACCGCCACAACAGCCCGUGUGUUAUCAAGAGCCUGAACCGGAGUCUGACUGGCCGACAUAUAUACCUAUGGUAUCAUCAACUUCGAUCGACUCUGAGUAUUCUCAUUCACCACGAGCGAAUACGCCUCUAAACUGUCGCGUUCCGGUAUCCAGAGAUACUACAGCAGCUUCCUCGCCAGAACUGUUUUCAUACCGAGAGUUUCCUGAACCGAAAACCCCUCCAUCAUUCUCUUCGGAAAGCACCAACAAAUCAGAGGAGGUCCUUGUCGGAGUUGGUUUAUAUGAUGAGCCCGAUGCCGUCUCGUGGGAUGAAUCAUCGAGACCAAAUCAUUAUAGGAUUGGUGCCAUUGGUGGUCCUUUAUUUAGAGCCGAGCCACUGGUUGGAAAAGGACUGAAGUUGGAGGAGACUUUCAGUCCACCCCCUCUCGAAAGCGACGACGAUGACGACGCGAAGUCUGAAACUGGCUAA
This is a messenger RNA of Coccidioides immitis RS, 930 nucleotides long. RefSeq lists its product as uncharacterized. The record is from RefSeq and is a predicted model, not a curated record. Lineage: Eukaryota; Fungi; Ascomycota; Eurotiomycetes; Onygenales; Onygenaceae. The coding region runs from base 1 to 930 and encodes 309 amino acids. The transcript has a single exon.